Molecule: messenger RNA, 4606 nt
Organism: Plutella xylostella (diamondback moth)
Lineage: Eukaryota; Metazoa; Arthropoda; Insecta; Lepidoptera; Plutellidae
Molecular function (GO): calcium ion binding
Source: RefSeq, a predicted model, not a curated record
AUGUAGGUAUUUAUGUGAUCAGUUGUAGACGCAUGCGCGACGAUACGGUAGCCUCUUGCGAAAACAUGUGUUGAAUAACCGUCUAAAUAAAAAUGUUUAAAGUAACGUUUAAUUAUUUCUGUGAUAUUAUUAUUCUUUUCGUGUAAUUUUCAGUUUUUAGUUCAGUGAAUGGUCCAGUUGUUGUGGCAAUGAAGUUGCAUAUUGUUGUUACGUUGUUCUUGUGGUGUGUCGUGAAAAAUGGAGCGAACGCAGCACUCACAUCGGAAGAAGCGGCGGACCUCCAGGAGACCUGUUGCGCGCACGGGGAGGCCUACGCGACGGCGGCGCCGGGCACCAACCCCAGGGUCUGCUCUGACGCCAAGCCCCCGGAUGAUCUGGAUGAGGAGCAGGUGGAGCCCUGCAUUAUUGCUGUGAAGGCGUGCUGUCAGAAGCAUAUUAAAAAGAAGAAAGACUGUGCUGCCGGCAUGAAAUUAGCUCCUUUGAAAAAAUGUGCAGUCCCCAAAUCUGACAUAGGAAAGACUUGCUGUGAAGAAUGCUCGCUGGGCCGAUGGACCGGGGAGUCCCAGGGCAAGGAGUCCUGUGGGGACCCCCCCGACGAGUAUGUCAGUCCAGCCAGCGCUCUCAGGAAGAACGCCUACCAUCAGUGUUGUUUGACAGCAGCCGAAACGCCACCCACAACGACUACGGAGAAAAAGAUAGAGACAACGACAGAGAAAAAGAUAGAGACAACGACAGAGAAGAAGAUAGAGACAACAACGAAGAAGAGAGAGAGCUGCAAGGAGCAGAAUCCUUGCGAGCAGGAGUGCGAUGACGAGUCAGGUGUCAGGGUCUGCCGGUGUCAUGAUGGGUAUCGGCUGAAGGCUGACGGGAAGACUUGUAAAGACAUCAACGAGUGCAUGGAGUCAUCAGACGACCUGUGCACAGAGGGCGGCACGGUCUGCCACAACACGCCCGGGUCCUACCGCUGCGUGCCUGUCAGGAAGCGGGACGUGUCACGCAGCUGCCCGCCGGGGUUCAAGCGGAAUGUGGAGAACCAAGUCUGCGAUGACAUAAACGAAUGUCAGCUGCCAAGGCCUCCUUGUGCGAAGUACCUCUGUGAGAACACUAUAGGAGGGUACAAAUGUGCCGGGAAACCAGGCAAGCCUGUGGCUGAAGCUAUUCCUUUAAGAUCACCUUUUCCUGGACCCACGACUGAAGCAGUAGCCACGAGCCCUAAGAGCACCAUGUGCCCGCCUGGCUUCAGGGAUGGCGAGGAUUAUGAAUGCAUUGACAUAGACGAGUGUUCAGAACGGCUGGACGACUGCCAGCGUCUCUCCCAGCACUGCAUCAACACUCACGGGAGCUUCUUCUGCCAGGACCACGUGUCGCGGCGGUGCGCGCCGGGGUUCAUGGCUAAUAGGGCCACCGGCGUCUGUGAAGACAUCAACGAGUGUGAAGACAAUCCUGAAUCGUGCCAGCGCAAUGAGGUGUGCAUCAACCUGCCCGGGGCCUACGACUGCAAGUCCAAGAUCAGCACUUUGCCCAAAUUGAGUGUCAAGAAAUGUCAGGAAGGAACCAGGGUCCGCCCUGGAGGCACCGUCUGUGAGGACAUAGACGAGUGCCGCGAGGGCUCGCAUCUCUGCGACCAGUUCCAGGACUGCAUCAACACCUACGGAGCCCACGAGUGUCGCUGCAAGAGCGGCUUCGAGCUCGACUCCGCCUCCAGCUCGUGUGUCGACGUGGACGAGUGCGCUCGCAACAUGGACAACUGCGGGCCCGGCUCGUUCUGUCUCAACGUGCUCGGCUCCUACACGUGCACCAGACAGAGACAGCAACAGAGCACCACGCACCCGCCUGAGGACUACGAGUAUUAUUAUACUGAUGAAGACGAAGAAGAACCAAAACCGACUCCACCGGAGCAGCCGGCCAACUACCCACCCCCUCGCCCCGCGCCCGUCCUCACCACCACCCCCCGACCCGUCACAGCCAGACCCAGGACACCUAGACCAAGACCUACUACCCCUGCCCCCACCACACCACGACCCACCACGACAUCUUCCACUACCGAGGCUAUCACUGAAGCUACUACCACUAGCAGUACAACAGAAGAACCUAGAAGACAACGACCGACGGAAAGAACCACUUUAAAACCCCCUCCCGCGCCCCCGCUACCCCCAAUGCCUUCUGAAAGACCGUACAGACCUCGAGAAGACCCGCGACCGUAUCGACCGACUCCAACCAGAAGACCUUACCGUCCUGUGGAUAACCAACCAGACCCCUACCAACCUAACGAAAGAAAUCCUGACAGACGUAAACCUAAUGAAGAAGAUGACAGAAAACCAGCAAAACCAACCAAUGAAGUCGAGAAACCCGAAAGUGGACCAGGUUUCCGCGAAGUGGAUGUCCCUAGACCAGAAAAUCCAAAUGUGAUUGAAAAGGAGAAAGACGCUAACGGUAGUUACAGUUUGGAUACAGAAGACAUACCGAAGGAUAGAUGGACUAAUGUGAUAGGUAGUGAUCCGAUGAACAACCCGGAGUUCGAUGUGGUGAACCUGCAUUGCCUGAAUGGAUACGAGAAGAACGAGAGAGGGGAGUGUGUUGACAUAGACGAGUGCGCGACGGGCCACUACAUCUGCAGCAACAUGGAGUCGUGCAGCAACCAGCCCGGCGGCUACAGCUGCGACUGCAUCUCCGGCUUCCAGCGAGAACCCUCGUCCGGCCUGUGCGUGGUCGUCACUACACCUGAGCGGCCACGCACUACGCCUGAAAGGACGCGCACUACGCCUGAGAGGCCACGCACUACGUCUGAGAGUCCACGGCGUACGCCUGCUCCGGAAACCACGCGGUCGACUUCGAGAACAGUUGCUUGGCCUACUGAAAGGACUACUACUGAGCCAGUAGAGCCUGAGUGGAACUACGCACCAGCCCGGCCGUGGUCCCGGCCGCGGGCGCCGCCCACGCUGUACUGCGAGCUCGGAUACAAGGCAGACAUGGAGGAAGGACGAUGUGUUGACGUCAACGAAUGCGAGACCGGCCGGGCCAGUUGCAAGGACGAAGAGGAUUGCGUGAACACCCCGGGAGGGUACAAGUGUGUGUGUGGAGACCGGUGCUCGGCGGCGGAGGCACCCAGAUACGCCCCUCGCCCGACCCCCUCGCCCCCCUCAUCCUCCGCACCGCCCGUCAUCACGGUGGGGUCGAUGUACGGGUCCCGCGGCGCGCGCCUGGUGCGGCCGGAGUUCCGCCGCGACGCCGGCGCCGUCAGCGUCACCUGCCCUUGGGGAUACACGCUGGCUGCCGGGAACACUUGUGUCGCCGCCGCCGCCGCGCCCGUCAUCACGGUGGGCUCGAUGUACGGGUCCCGCGGCGCGCGCCUGGUGCGGCCGGAGUUCCGCCGCGACGCCGGCGCCGUCAGCGUCACCUGCCCCUGGGGGUACACGCUGGCUGCUGGGAACACUUGUGUUGACCUGGACGAGUGCGCUCGCAACAUAUCCAAGUGCGGGGCGGAGCAGACCUGCAGCAACUUCUACGGAGGCUACUCGUGCCAGUGUCCUGCUGGACACCGCCUGGGCACCGACAACACCUGUGUGGAUAUUGAUGAGUGCGCUUAUAGCAAUACAUGCUCAAUCCUGUCGACCUGCGUGAACACCCCGGGCUCCUACCACUGCGUGUGCUCCCCUGGGUUCCGGAACGCACCAUCUAACGACAAAGUCUGUGUGGACGUGGACGAGUGUUCUGAGGACGCGGCCUGCGAGCACGGCUGCGUGAACACCUGGGGCGGGUAUAGGUGCACGUGUGGCAGAGGGUAUGAACUGGGGAAGGAUAACAGCACCUGCGUGGACAUAGACGAGUGUGCCCUAGCCGCCUCGUCGCGGCGCGGGCGGCUCUGCGUGGGCACCUGCGUCAACACCGCCGGCACGUACCGCUGUCAGUGCCCGCCCGGGUACAGGGAGAGCGAUGAUGGACGGAGCUGUAUUGACAUAGACGAGUGCGAGAGCGGCGAGGCGACGUGCGCGCGGCCGCGGCCGGGCGAGGUCUGUCAGAACACUAGAGGGAGCUACCACUGCCACACCAUAAAGUGUCCCGACGGGUACCGGCUGGAUGGGAAACACACGUGCAAGCGCAUCGCGGAGUAUUGCCCGGUGCGAGACAACUCGUGCCUGCGCCGGCCCAGCGCUUACAGCUACAACUUCAUCACCUUCGUCUCAAACAUCUACCUUCCUAGUGGCAGUGUGGAUCUGUUCACAGUGCACGGUCCGUCGCUCGCGGAGGCGCAGCUGGACUUCGAGCUCGGCCUAGUGGGCGUGCAGGCGGCCCCUGGCGUGCAACCCGCGAGGCUCUCGUGCUUCGACAUGCGUCCGACAGCGAGGCAAUGCACAAUAUCGCUGCUCUGCUCGCUGGCAGGCCCACAAGUGGCUGAACUGGAACUAACAAUGUCCGUGUACCAGCGAGACCAGUACAUCGGCAAUAUGGUGGCCAGAAUUAUAGUUAUAGUCUCCGAGUAUAACUACUAAAACUCUAUGAAAGAUUAUGGGGGCGAAACUUUUAAGGCGAUCCGAAAAUCCUCGUUCGAGAUGAAAACUUCUGAUAGCGCCAUCUAGUGGGCGCUUUUCUUUUGAGCACUUUUCUC